AUGACUUCCACCACCGACAUUGGCCUCACCAAUGCCGUUCGCAUCAAUUGUACCAUCAGUCAGGAGAUCCACGGCAGACCCAUCUUCGAAAGUGUCACUCUCUCCGACGAAGAUGUACAGAAGUUGAUGAGGCCUGCAAAGCUCCGCGACCAGUCAUCUCCGAUCGCACGUCGCAUCGGCAUUCCUCUCCGUGCAUACAUUGAGCACCAACACGAAAGACCAUCUUAUGUCCGUGUGGACUGGUCGUAUUCGGUCUUUCUCCACAUGGGCUGCGAGCUCAACACAGAGCAGGACUCCGAAAACUGGGGAUGGGCACCGGAUUAUUGGAAGAUGACUGCUGGCGAUGCCUAUGUCCUCAAAUUCCAGAUUGCCAUGGAGGAGCGCUACACCGUCCCUGUCGACAAGAGAAAGGAUGUUCUUGCUCUGAUCACCAAGAAGAACUUCGACGCUUACAGAGAGAAGUUCGAAAAGGAAGGCAAGACCGCAGAUUACGACUUCGACUCCACCGAGAAGAUGUACGAGGAGUUGCUCCGUACUGGCAAGCUCCAGACUUGA
Aureobasidium melanogenum CBS 110374 is the source of this 555-nucleotide messenger RNA. RefSeq lists its product as uncharacterized. NCBI's taxonomy places the organism in Eukaryota, Fungi, Ascomycota, Dothideomycetes, Dothideales, Saccotheciaceae. The record is from RefSeq and is a predicted model, not a curated record. Bases 1 to 555 code for a protein of 184 amino acids. The transcript is spliced from 2 exons.